AUGUCAAGUUCACUGAUAAUCUUUGAGCCGUACCGCGCUCAGUUCCGAGACUCUGGUCAACCACCUGACACAUUACAGGUGACGGCACAAAGCCGUGCCCGAUAUGAUACCGACUUUGCCGAUGAUCAGGUUUGGGUGCCGGUUGCUCAAGUCGAUGACAAGUAUGUCGAUGAAACGGCCGAGAUUGCACGAGGCUAUCUCGACUUGGGCGAAGUGUCACCAAGGACGGUUCAACGACACCAAAGUCACUCAUCUGUAAAUGAGCAGCUACACAAAGCCACGCCAGAUUCUUCUGUCCCCAAGCAAUGUAUUAGGAAUGAUACAUCUGAAUGUUAUUCGUCCGAGCACUGCUUUCCUCAACAACAAGAUGAUAUUCUUGCAACUUACUCACCUUACAACUCACAACAUUCGCCGACGAACAACUCUUCUCUGUCUUCAUCCCCUCAUGUGUCCCAUGGUAGCCAUAAUAGUCAUGCAUCGAUUGCCUCACUGGAUCUCAUACCGGCAGAAAUACCGCAAAUCUAUUUCGACGAGCAGGAGGCAUGUCUCAUGCGGUAUUUCGCGGUUCAGCUUGGGCAUUGGUUCGACAUAUGCGACGGGGAAAGGCAUUUUGCUUGUACCGUUCCAAUGCGAGCACGCACAUGCCCACCUCUGCUCAAUGCAAUCUGCACAGUCGCAGCAAGACACCUGAGUCGAAUCAAGAAGUACUAUGUCGGCAAUCACGUUGUAUACGGAGGAAAGUCUCUUCCAAGUCUCACAUCCGCCACAGCCAUUGAAUACCACAACCGAUGCAUCUCAUAUUUCGUCUCUCUAUCUGACCACUCACGAGAAUCUCAAGAUGAGAACCUACUCGCAGCCGCAGUGAUACUACGUUUCUACGAAGAAGUAGACAUCCCCUCAAUGGGCGAAGACACCGAGUCAGCCCUCCGCGGCAUCCAAAUCUUCCUCGACGCCCAAGCAAUCCCAGCAGUAUCAGGAACAGGCCUCCGCCACGCCGCAUACUGGAUAGCGCUCCGACAAGAAAUCAUAACCUGCUUCUCCAAGCAACGCCCCUUCCGACUCCCCCUAGGACCCUGCGAUCCCUACCGCAGCUUCGAACCAGCAGACGACUACGUCUGGGCCGACAGACUAGUAAUCCACUGCGCAGACGUCCUCCAAUUCUGCUUCGGCUCCGAAGACGAAGAACCCACCACGCCCAACUCAUUUCCCCACUACCAGUACCCCAACAACCACACCCACCACAGACACCCAACAACAGAAGCAGAAACCCGCCUCGCCCACUACGAUGCCCUGGUAUCAUUCUCUACCUUCUGGAAAACCCUAGGCCCCCAAUCCUUCAAACCAAUCUACAGCCGCGCCGCAGACCCAGCAAACGGCCAAAUCUUCCCGGAACUGUGGUACUUGAACAACUGCCACGUCGCCGGCCUCCAGCAUCUAGAGCUAGCACGCAUCCUGCUGGCAGUGUAUAACCCGCGCCUGCCAAGACUCGGACCCGGGCAGCGCACAGCAAUGCGAUCAGUUGACGAGGAGAUUCGCGCGAUUGUAUUGCGGCUUUGCGGAAUUGCCUUGUCGAAUUUGCAUAGUCCGCCCGGCCUUGUCACUGCUAGUGCUGCUAUUGGGAUGUGUGGGGAUCGGUUUUCGAGGCGCGAAGAGCAGGUUGCGCUUCUUGGGGUUUUGGUUAUGCUUGAGGAUGAAUAUGGGUAUCCUACUUCUAGUAUGAGGGAGCAAUUGGGGUUGGCUUGGGGGUGGGAGGGGGGGGGGAGGGGGAGAGGAUGGAGGUUGGUUUAUGAAUUUAAUAUCAGGACUAUGACUAUGCCAUGUUUAGAGGCUUGUAUGGUGGGUUGGUUGAUGUGA
This is a messenger RNA of Penicillium nucicola, 1854 nucleotides long. RefSeq lists its product as uncharacterized. The transcript has 6 exons. The record is from RefSeq and is a predicted model, not a curated record. Gene Ontology annotation, molecular function: transcription cis-regulatory region binding; DNA-binding transcription factor activity. Gene Ontology annotation, cellular component: nucleus. Lineage: Eukaryota; Fungi; Ascomycota; Eurotiomycetes; Eurotiales; Aspergillaceae. The coding region runs from base 1 to 1854 and encodes 617 amino acids. Gene Ontology annotation, biological process: positive regulation of transcription by RNA polymerase II.